Molecule: messenger RNA, 1148 nt
Organism: Cucurbita pepo subsp. pepo (vegetable marrow)
Lineage: Eukaryota; Viridiplantae; Streptophyta; Magnoliopsida; Cucurbitales; Cucurbitaceae
Product: ADP-ribosylation factor-like protein 8c
Biological process (GO): protein transport
Molecular function (GO): GTPase activity; GTP binding
Source: RefSeq, a predicted model, not a curated record
AAGUUCUUAGAAAAAAUUGAAAAAAUGUAGAUUGUUUUGUUUUGGAUCAUCUGCUUGGCAGAAGCGGACAGUACACGGAUAGAACAUCGUGGCCCCCGAUCCAGCUUCUUUUGUUGCUCAGUAAUCAAGAAUUCUUCACCGUUUCAAUCUGCCUCGGGGUUUCCGCAAAUGGGUUUCUUCGAUUCCAUCCUUAAUUGGCUCAGGAGCCUGUUCUUCAAACAGGAAAUGGAGCUCUCACUUGUAGGCCUCCAAAAUGCUGGGAAGACAUCUCUUGUCAAUUCUAUUGCCACAGGGGGCUACAGUGAGGAUAUGAUUCCAACUGUUGGGUUUAACAUGCGGAAAGUUACAAAGGGCAAUGUAACAAUUAAACUUUGGGAUCUUGGAGGGCAAAGGAGAUUUCGUACGAUGUGGGAGCGAUAUUGCCGUGGCGUGACUGCAAUUGUGUAUGUAGUUGAUUCUGCUGAUAGAGAUAGCGUUCCUAUAUCAAGAAGUGAGCUCCAUGAGCUCUUAACAAAACCUUCAUUAAGUGGUAUUCCUCUGCUUGUUCUGGGCAACAAAAUUGACAAGUCAGAAGCACUUUCCAAGCAGUCACUGGUUGAUUUGUUAGAACUUGAAUCGAUUCGUGAUAGGGAGGUAUGCUGCUACAUGAUCUCUUGCAAAGAUUCGAUAAACAUCGAUGUUGUGAUCGAUUGGCUCAUCAAACACUCGAAAACAGCAGGAUGAUCGGUUUUAUGCGUAGUUUUGUUUAGCUAAAGAAGAGUCAUGAAGAUUCAAAGCUGUAAUGUGUAGAGAGUUUGAAGUUUAUACAGCUUAGCUAUUCAUGUUUGUUUGUUUGUUUAAAAGAACAUAGUACUUCCGCCAUGCUGUCUAUACUUCUUCCUUCUUUAGAAACGAAAAAUAUUUGUCAGGGUCUACCAUGGAAGAUCAGAUACCUUUUGACCAAUCCGUUGACUUUUGAAAGUUAUGUUGACUUUUGAAAGUUAUGUUGACUUUUGAAAGUUCUUAUUGCCCCCUUUGUGGCAAAUGAAAGAGAUGGACUCGUGAGCCAAUUGAAUCAACGGUGUUGUCUAGCUAUGAACUUCUACUAUUGUAUCGAGUCUAGGUCAACUACUAAAUAUUUCUACUUGAGAUAGGUCAACUACAAGACC